Molecule: messenger RNA, 1401 nt
Organism: Nicotiana attenuata
Lineage: Eukaryota; Viridiplantae; Streptophyta; Magnoliopsida; Solanales; Solanaceae
Product: zeatin O-glucosyltransferase-like
Exons: 1
Coding region: 1-1401 (466 amino acids)
Molecular function (GO): UDP-glycosyltransferase activity
Source: RefSeq, a predicted model, not a curated record
AUGGCUACCAACUCAUCAGACAACAUUGUUCACCUUAAUGAAGUGAUUGUGGCAAUGGUACCAUUUCCUGAAUAUAGCCAUCUCAACCAGCUUUUCAUCGUUGCUCGUUUUAUCGCCUCACAUAAUAUACCAGUACACUUACUCUCUCUUGGUGAGCAGAGCCAAAAUUUUAAGUUGCGCGUCCAAGGUUGUCUAGAGUUCUCCAACAUUCAUUUCAAUGACCUUGUGCUACCUUCUGAAACAGAAGACACCGAAUAUGCUGGUGAUGAUCUGCCUCCAAUUGUAUCAUUGUUGAAAAAGCUUAACGACCCCAUUUAUAAAACAUGUCUUGAACUCUCAAUCAACGCGAAAAGAUUGAUCAUAAUUCAUGACAAUCCGAUGACUACUGCUAUGGGGGAUGUGCUUUCGUUCCCAAAUGUAGAGUCGUAUAUUUUCCACUCCAUUCCAGCUUUUACAAGAUAUUCUUUGUUCCGACAAUGUAUUGACUCAGUUGAUGACGAUCAUGAAGAAAUUCUUCCGCAACUGCAAGAUGAGCUUCCGACAACAGAGAGUUGUUUUGGACAGUAUAUGGCAUUGUUCGUUAGAAUAGAACGCGAAUGGAAGCUCAACGCAGGAGAAAUCAUGAACUCUUGUAGAGAAGUCGAAGGUAAGUACCUAGAUUUACUUGCACAUGAAAGUAUAGACAAGAAGCCGUUGUGGGCUGUUGGUCCACUUCAUAUGCUGCUGCUAGAAUCACAUAACUCUAGUAACACGACUCGUCAUGAAUGCCUAGAGUAUCUCGAUAUGCAAGAUGUUAAUUCAGUAAUAUUCGUUUCGUUUGGAACAAACACUAAACUCUCACAAGAACAAGUCAAUGAGAUAGCGCUUGGUUUAGAACAAAGCAACCAUAGAUUUAUUUGGGUACUAAGACAAGCAGAUAAAAAAACGGACAUGAAAAAAGUUGAAGAAAAAGAUGGAAAGAUUGAAUUACCAAAAGAAUUUGAAGAAAGAGUAAAAGGAAGAGGAAUGGUAGUGAGAAAUUGGGUACCUCAAUUGGAAAUCUUGGGACAUCCAUCUACUGGUGGAUUUUUAAGUCAUUGCGGAUGGAAUUCUUGUCUAGAGAGCAUUAGUAUGGGAGUUCCAAUAGCAGAUUGGCCGAACAGUGCAGACCAGCCUUAUAACGCUGUUUUUGUAACUAGCGUGCUAAAGGUUGGAAUCUCUGUGUGUAGUUGGGAUCGGAGAGAAGAAUUGGCGACGGCAACAGCGGUUGAAAAGGCUGUCAAGACGUUGAUGGCUACAACAGAAGGAGAAGAGAUGAGGCAAAGGGCGAUGGAGUUGAGCAAUAAGAUCAAGAACUCUGUUAGUCGUGGAGGACUUGCGCGCAAGGAAAUGGAAUCUUUCAUAUCAUGCAUUACCAGGUAA